CCCUUCUUCCUUUCCCACACAAACCCCCGCCAUCCAAUCCAUUCCUCUGCAGCAAACCAAUCUCGCCUCUUAAAAUCUUCCCUUCUUCUUCCCCUCACCAUCCUCCAAACGCCCUCGCGCCUGUGAUUCCACCCUUCACGCAAAAGCAAAAAAGAAGAGCUCAUUCCAUUGCACUGUACACUUUGCAACCUGGGAGGCGUCUUUCCUGUCUUUUGUUUUUUUUUUUUAAUUUAUUUUAUUUUUUCCCCUUUUAUUUUCUUUCCUUGUCUUGUAUAAUCCUUGCUUUUGUUUCAAGCAGAGGAUAAGGAGGGAGAAACGAAGAGGAACAAGAAACAGAAGAUAGUUGAUAUACCCAGAAUAUCAGCUUGUGUGUAACAUUAAAGCUUCCCAAAAAAAAAAGCCCCCUUCGACUCUGGAACCUUGCCGAACGCGAACCAACAACGUUAGCCCUACCUCCUCUGUCCUCUCUCUCCCUCCCUCCCUCUCUCUCUCUCACACACGCACGCACGCACUCCCCUUUUUUUCUCGACUCCCCCUUGCAUCACGACAGUUACGAGUCCCACGAAAAAAAAAGAAAGGAGAACAAUAAAAAAAGAAAAAAGAAGAGGCACAUUCGUCAUGACUGAAGCCUCGAAGCAAUCCGUUAGAAUCGCAGUUCGGCGCCCUACCUCCACCCCAUCCAUCUUCCUCGUCGCGUCCUUCACCGACCCCGCCUGGGAUCCCGUCGAGCUCGAGGCCAAGCCCGUCACAUCCGCAGACGCCACAUCAGAGUCGUAUGAAUUCUCCAAGUCGUUCGAGCUAGCUCCGGGCAAGUACCAGUACAAGUUCCGUGCCGGCUCAGGGGAUGCCUGGUUCUGUGAUACAGAUGUGCCCACAGAAGUGGAUAACGAUGGCAAUAUGAACAACGUAUUGCUAGUCGAAACCGCCUCCGAUUCCAAGAAAGAAGGCCUGCAGGCUGGGCAGUCCAAGUCGGAUAACACGACGGAAAACGCUGAGACGGUGGUGGCUUCUGACGAAACAACGGAAAAGGCGGCAGCGGACAAGGAAUCGAAUGGUGUAAACGGCGUCGUUGCAGAGAAAGCCGAUCCGGAAUCAAAGGAAGCUUCAGUCCCCGCAGAAGAAGCUCCAGAGAAGGCUGAAAAGGAGUCCACUGGCGGUGAAGAUGUCGCGGAACAGCCCACCACCGUCUCCGAAGCAAUAGCAAAGAGCACGCCGUCGGACCUGAAACCGGCCGACGAUUCGCAGCCCAAGGCUAACAUCAAGGAUGAGGACGUGUCCGUCAAUGGUGGCCCGGUUGAGAAGAAACUGGAGGUACAGGAAGCAGAGACUGAGAGUCCGCAGCCUGAAAAGAAAGCGCCGGAGGUCUCCUCUCCUGACUCCUCCGCUGACCCAAUUUCAUCUGCAACCGAAGCAGAAUCUCCUGGGCAAGCUGAACCAGAACCGUCCGAGCCCAAAGCUGAGGAGCCUAAGGCGCCCGUAGAGCCUGAGAUCCAACCGACGUCCGAGGUCGAGAAACAGGCGGAAGCAACCGAGCCAAAGGAUGAAUCGCCAGCUGUAUUGAAUCCCGAGGCCCCUCAACAGCUAACAGAAACCGCAAAGGAUUUGGAGUCAAGACCCCAAACCCCAGCGAGCAUGUCAAGCUCCACAAGAUCCCUGAACCCAGCCGCUCCCGCAUUCGUGCCAGGGAAAUUCACGCCAGUGUCCGUUCCGAACCCGGCCGAAACCGAUGACGCGGCGCCCAAGGACGAUAAGGAAUCGCAACCACCUGCGCCAGAAGAACCUAAGGUAGCUGAAAAGGUGCCCGAGGCAAGCACGGCCGGCGACGAAGUGGAUAAGGACAAAGAAGAGGUUGUAGCAUCAUCGAAGCCGGAAGAAGACGUGGCCCAGACCACCACCACCACCGCAGAAGAGACCAAAGAGACUCCUGCUGCGGAGCAACCUGCUAUGGAUGCUGUCAAGGAGGUUAAGAAACCAGCCGAACCUGCGGCCCCAGAGCAAACGGAAGAGCCUGCUGAGGAAGCACCAAAGGUCGAAAAGGCUCCAGAGGUCGAGACAGCCGCCGCCGCAGUUUCAACCGAUCCUAUUCCCGAAGCUACUGCAGAAGCAGUAACGGAAGAUAAAGAGGAAGAAAAGAAUGUUUCCACAACUGAAGCACCGUCCGAGCCACUGGCUGAAAACGUCACCGCAUCUGCCACCGAGACCGUCGAAGAACCGGCGCAGAAGGACGAUGAAGUUGUUCCAUCUUCCAAGACCGAGGUCGAGGAGAAGGAGGUUCAACAGCAGGAAAAGCCUGUAGAUGAGGUUCCCGUAGCAGAAGAUUCUCCUGCCGAACCGGAGCCCGUCAAAGCAUCAACCGAACCGGCUGACGAAAAAGCUGCGCCAACGGAACCACCAGCCGCCGAAAAUGCGGCCGACGGCGAAAUUCCAGCCGAGAAAGACGAUGCACCUGUCAAGGAACCAACCUCUGGCGACGAGGAACCUUGCGAUGAGCAGAGUGCCUCGACCGCAGGUACAACUCCGAUCGAAGCGGAACCCGCCUCCGAACCAGUGAAGGAGGACGAGAAGCACGACGACGAAGCUCGUCUCCCUGCUGAGCCCGCGCCAGAGGAGAAAGCUGCCGUUGAAGAUGCCAAAGCGUCUCCAGCCGAAGCGACGGACGGGGUUGCGCAGGAGAAACAAGCUGAGGAACCGGAGCCGCAAGCCAGCAAGACCGAUGCCGAUGACGUCAUCCAGACGGAAGCAGCCGAGGCAGAGCCGCAGCCGGAAGAACAAAAUGCCGACGCUAAGCAGGAUCAGGAAACUGCAACUUCAGGCGUGGAGUCCGCUGAGCCAGCGACCGCUUCCGAGGCUGCUGUUGUCAACGAGGACACGGUUGCAACCGAGAAACUCGAGGAAGCGGAGGUAGCUGAUACGGUUGCUGCCGUAGAACCGGUUGUAGAAAAGGAAGACACCGUUGCACCAUCGCCAGCACCAGCACAAGAACCCGCUGAGACACCGAAUGAGCAGGUUGAAGCUCAGGAAGAUGUCGUCGAGGAUGAGCCGGCCCGGGAUGCCGCAGCCGAAAAGGCCGUGGAGCAGGUACCACAAAAAUCGAUGGAUCUUGUCGAGACUCUUGACGUGAAGGAAGUUACUCCUGUUGAACCUUCCGACAAGGCCCCUGUCCCUGACACACCAGCUGUUGUUGAUGAACAGCCAGAGGUUACGGCCCCUGCUGAUGCUGAGAAGGAAGCUACGGAAGCUCAACAAGAGCCUGCUUCAAAGCCGGACAAUGAACCCGAGCCACAGCCAGAAGCACCCACUUCCACAGAGGCAUUGGAGCCAAAUGCCGAUCCAGAACCAAAGGCAGAGACUCCUGAGGUUUUGGAGGCAGAGAUCAACGCCCCUGAAGAACCGGUCGUCCAGGACGACGUGAAGGGACCGGAAGUUCCGGUUACCGCAGAACCAGUGCCGGCGGCCAAGGAAGAAUCAAAACCUGCGGAUGAGCCCGAACCGUCGACUGAUGCGACAGCCUCUGAGAAGAUUGAGGCUGAGCCUGCAGCUGAUUUGAAAGCUGAGGAAACUCCGGCAGACACGCAGCCAGAGGAACAGGUCGAUCCAACACCCGUUAAAGAUCAGAGCGAGGAGACCCCCGUGACUGUCGUCGAUGAGCCAACAACCGGUGGUGGAGAGGCAGGCGCUUCCGCUGCACCAAUCGCUGAUGAGCCUGCCGAAGCUGAAAAGCCUGCAGAUCUCGAGAAGGCUGAGGAGCCCGUCGAAGUCUCCAGCGAUGUUACUCCAGCUCCUGAAACCAAAGCCAUCUCUGAGACCCCGGACGACGAUGAAUCCAAGCCGAAGGAAUCACCUGUGCAGCCUGCUCCUGAACCCGAAUCCACUCCAGCCCCUGUCGUAGUUGAGGAUAAGGCGGAACCGCAGGAAGAGUCGAAUGCUGCUGAUGUAAACGUCGCUGUGUCUGCAUCCGAUGAGCCGGCCGAAAAGUCUGUUGGAGUCCCCGUUCAAAAGGACGAACCGGAGCCGUUGCCGAAACAUGAGGAAGAAGCCAAGGAUGAACCCUAUACCCCUCCGGCCGAACCUGUCGCAAGCGAGGAACCUCAAGUUGAGCCUGUUACAGCUGAGACUCUGCCCAAGGACUCCGACGUCACCGAAGACGCGCCCAAAGCUAAUGGGGUCAAUCCCGUGGUUGCCGUGGAGGAAGUGGCCGAAUCUACCCCUGAAUCUCUUCCAUUAGCCGCCGAGACCACAUCACAUCUCACUGUGGAAGAUGCUCCUAAGGAUGAGACUCACGUUCAAGACAAGUCUCUUCCUCAAGCUCCUUCUCAGACUACCGAGACCGCUAUCCCUGAAGAGUCUCCCGCCCAGCCACUCGAAUCGACCCCCGUCGCCAAGUCAGAGCCCCCACUUGUGGAACCUGUAGUGCAGCAGAAGGUUAUCGAUGACAACGUUGCCACGAUGCCUGCCAACGAAGAGGCCAAGAAAGACGUUCCUUCUCAGAGAGAGGAGCAACCGGAGAACCCCGCCAAGUCGGCAGAAGUUAUCCCACCACAAGCCGCCUUGAAGCCGGCCGAGCCCGCCCCGGCCGACGCUGGCUCUGCCAAAGAACCCGUUUCUCAACAGGCACCCGUUGCUGAUGCCCGGAGCGAACCAUCAUCGAUGUCCGAUGCAAAUGCAAAGAGUGCAACACCUAUCGUCGACGCCAUCAAGGCAGCCACUGCUGCAGAGCCUGCUUCGAAGGACGAUGCAAGCAAGCCCGUUGCCAAGGACGCCGAUGAGCCUCAACGCCCACCAACUGCGAAUCAAUCCGUUACAUCUCUGACGACACAUAAGAGGGAGAGCUUUUUCAGGGCUUUAUGGCGUGCCGUCUUCCUUAAUUUCUUCGGAGGUCUGUUCGGGGCAUUCCGUCGCCGCGAGAGACCUCCUCAGUAAGGAAUUAAUGCUGUUUUCUCAACCCUCAUUUGUUCGGGCUUUCUGAGUUUGCAAUUUUCCUUUUCGUCUGCCUUCCAGGACACCACCCACCGCUUGUUUAAUUUAACACCUGUGGCCAUCCUACGAAGGCUUCUACCUGCUCCGACAACUACGCCAAUUCCGGCGCAGAUAAUGAUCAACGAUUUCCCUGGUCUUUGUUUGAGUAUCCAAAUUUGCUGGUUUUCCGUGUGUAUUCUACUCUCUUUUUUUUGUCUCAAGAUAUCCCAAUCCAUAUGUCCCUGUUAAUAGUCUUCAGCGCGAUGUCCUUCUAGUCAAGUUUGGCCAGUCGUCGAGAAAAACGAAAAUGGUACAUACCUCUCACACGCUCUACUAUUUGAAAUAAAAUGACUGUUUCUCCCCUCAAAUACUCCGUGUUGGUUGGCCGUAUAGAACGAAUUUUUCGUUCUAUUCAUCUGUUUUUAUCAUUUCAGCAGCGAUUCUGGUCGUGUUUAUAACUCUGAUAAGUCUUUUCGCUUUGAAUCUUUGGGCAUAGCAUCCAAGGGCGAGUGAGGAGUCCGCAUAAAAGUUUUCUUCAGUACUUUUCAAAUAGUAAAGAUGCUGCAUCGCUAUCGUGGAGUCAAUUGCGGGAGGGCCAAUACCCAAUUUCUUUGCCUUGUCGGCUGGAAUCUGCCCUAGAUAUUACCGGGAGCUUUAUGAUUACCAUAAUCUGAUAAGCUUCUGAAGCUUGGCUGGAGUAUCACUCCUGUUGACAUGGCUACCAUUUUCCUAAUCCCGUUAGCGCGGUAUCGAUAUCAAAUGUGAAUGUCAACAUUGUUUACCUGGCAGCAGGUUUUUAUGUCUUCCUUCCUUUGCACUCUGGGCCAUCAUCCUUCCAAAACAACCCAGCUUCCGCAGCAAGACGCGUUUUCAAACUGCGUUUCUUGUUCACAUUUCUGAGUACCGCAAGAGAUCUCCUGUCAGGCAUCACGCUCUAUUUGUGCUUUCUUGGGCUUCUUUUUUUCCAUUGAACUAGAUUCUUCCCUUGUGGCACUUGAACAUGGAGAAUCAGCAGAGUCCUGAAACAGUCUCUCAGCCUCCUGGGGUCUCUGGACAUGGACCCGUUGUUGUGCACUUCCCCCCGGCGCAACCCAAGCAACCCGAAUUGCAGCCCCAAAUCCAAGGAGACACGCCAGAUGAGGAUGUUGGGAAAACCCAUGAAGUUGACAGGCCCCCAACAACCUUGCCUUACGCGGAUGUGGCUCGCC
Molecule: messenger RNA, 6164 nt
Organism: Coccidioides posadasii C735 delta SOWgp
Lineage: Eukaryota; Fungi; Ascomycota; Eurotiomycetes; Onygenales; Onygenaceae
Source: RefSeq, a predicted model, not a curated record